AUGGACGAAGACCUAUAUGAUGAAUUUGGUAAUUUAAUAGGAGGCGAUUCUCCUCAGGUGGAAGACAAUGAUGAACCAAUGGAUCUUGGGGGAAUUCGAACCUUCGAGAACCACCACACCGAUUCAACCGCACUUGUGAAGAGCGAGCUUGAUGCUGCGUUUGAUGAGGACGUUGAAAUAUUGGUAGAAACAAAGGAUCAGCAGUCUUUGGAAACACCAUUGGUUGAGCCUGAAGCAGACAUGAAAAGCGAAUUUGCUUUGUAUACCACCAUCAACAAGAAGAUUCCCCAGACAACCUUUGAUAGAGAAUAUAUGCUAGAACUACUGAAAAUUCCCGAGAGGAUAAUAAAUGUCGCGGUGAUAGGACCAUUACAUUCCGGAAAAACCUCUUUGUUGGAUUUGAUUGCACUUGAAAGCCACAAAGAUCUUCCCUACGUUUCUCGAAAUGUCAAGCAGGGAUGGAGGCCACUUAGAUAUAUGGACAAUACGAAACUCGAAAUAGAUAGGGGAAUAUCUUGUAAACUGAAUGGUCUAACAACUUUGGGAACCAACUUGAACAACAAAUCUACUGCGUUUACUUUUCUGGACUCCCCUGGACAUUUUGCAUUCGCAGACGAAACAGCUGUUGCUCUGGCAGCUGCAGACUGCUGCUUGAUCGUAAUAGAUGCCGUUGAGGGCAUAACAUCUAUUGUUCAACAUUUAAUAAAACAAGCUGAAAAGAAUAAGCUUCCGAUGAUUUUUAUGCUAAACAAGAUCGAUCGACUUAUUUUGGAGCUCAAGCUUCCGCCCAAAGAUGCAUUUUUAAAAUUGAGCUUCAUCAUUGACCAGAUAAAUACAUUUGCCAAGAAUGUUUAUUCGCCCGAGUUAGGUAACGUCAUUUUUGGAUCUACUAAAUUGGGCUUCACUUUCACAAUUAAAGAAUUCGUUAUUCAGAAUUAUGGGAAUCAUCUAGAUGCGCGUGGAGUUGAACUCUUCACAGAGAGAUUAUGGGGUGAUGUGUACUCUCAUGGUGGUUCGUUUUCUACAAACCCUAAUGCUCAUUCUACGACAACUUUUGUAGAGUUCAUCCUAUUGCCAAUUUACAAAGUUUUCACCAACUCACUAACCAAUGAACCACAAAAUUUAUCGAGUAUUUUGAAGAAGGAAUUCAAAAUCGGUUUGGCGCCAGAUAAGUUUCAUCUGGAUCCACUUCCACUACUGCGACAUGUCCUCAAACUAAUAUUUGGAACCCAAAAAGGCUUAAUACAUUCUAUAAACUCUUCAUGCCUUCCAUCCAGUGAGAUGUCUCUUCCCAAGCAGCAUGAAUUUGGUAUUGCGUCAAAUGAAGAUCCUACAGUAGCCCACGUUCUCAAACAUGUCGAUUAUUGCGGACAAUUCUGGUCGCUUGUUCGAGUUUACAAGGGAACAUUAACCACCUCUAGCAAUAUUAGACUUGUAGAAGCGGGUAAUCUGGGUGACGAUACUGUAAAGGACGUGAAAAUUGAGCGGAUUGCACUUUUGGGUGGAAGAUAUACUUUGCCAGUAGACUGUGCAUCAGAAGGUCAAAUCGUUCUUCUCAAAGGUCUAGGCGAAUUCUAUACAAAGUCCGGCACUCUAUCAUCGUCAGGUUCUGUUUGCUUUCGUCCAUUGGACUAUAUUAAUGGUUCUGUUUUCAAGAUUGUCAUCCAGCCUUAUCAUCCACGAGAGCUACCUCAAAUGCUUGAUGGCUUGAACAAAAUCAAUAUGCUUUAUCCUGGAGUGGUCAUAAAUGUCGAGGAAACUGGGGAAAAUGUGAUUUUAGGCUCUGGUGAACUCUAUCUAGAUUGUUUGAUGUAUGAAUUGCGAACAAACUAUGCUGGUAUCGAGAUUCGAACAUCAAAUCCUUUGACAAAGUUCUCCGAGAGUUGUUCUAACGAGUCUUUUGCUGCGAUACCCGUCAAAACUUCAAGUGGACAAGUUACGUUAUGCAUUGGUGCCCAAAGAAUGGACCGCAAGCUUGUGCAAGAUCUCGAAAAAGGUGUGAUAAAAGACUCAGAUCUGAGAGACCGUCGAACAUUGUCCAAAGCGCUAAGGCAACAGUAUGGAUGGGACUCGUUAGAAGCUAGAAAUGUGUGGAGUUUUCACAAUGGCAACGUUUUAGUCAAUGAUACAAUCCCCGAUGAGGUGGACAGGGAUGUGCUCGCGAACGUCAAAGAUGCCAUCAUACAAGGCUUUCAGUGGUCAACGAAGGAGGGUCCUUUAGCAGAGGAGCCCAUUUAUGGUGUUCAUUUUCGAUUGCUCAAUGUUGAUGUAGUGGGAGAUGUUUAUGCUGGUCAACUCAUUCCUUUGGCCCGUAAAGCAUGUUAUGUAGCACUCCUUACUGCUCAGCCGGUUCUUCUCGAACCUAUUUAUGAAGUUGACGUAGUUGCGCAUGAGAUCUUGUCUGAAAUCCUUGAGGAGCUGUUUCAGAAACGACGUGGUGGGCGCAUUUAUCAAAGAGUUCGCAUCCCUGCUACCUCUCUAGUGGAAAUCAAAGCACAAUUACCAGUGAUAGAAUCGGCUGGAUUUGAAACAGACCUGAGACUUGCAACAAACGGCGGUGGAAUGUGUCAAUUACACUUCUGUAACAAGAUCUGGAGAAAAGUGCCAGGUGACGUGAUGAAUGAAGAUGCAUUCAUUCCAAAAUUGAAACCAGCACCGAUUGAAAGCUUGAGCCGUGAUUUUGUUAUGAAGACUAGACGUAGAAAGGGCCUUUCUUCUGAAGGUUACAAUUCAAAGGAUGGCCCUUCGCUGUCUAAGUACAUCGAAGCAGAACUUUAUGAAAAGUUGAAAGAAAACGAGUUAGUGUAG
This is a messenger RNA of Lachancea fermentati, 2808 nucleotides long. The record is from the annotation of a GenBank genome assembly. Lineage: Eukaryota; Fungi; Ascomycota; Saccharomycetes; Saccharomycetales; Saccharomycetaceae.